CCCCUCAGUCCCCCCCUGCCCUGAUCCCAAUCCCUGUUUUCCAGCUGGCCUAUGGGCAGGACGGGUCCCUGAAGGGUUUUGCCGUCCUGGAAUUGGAGUCCCCGGAAUGGGCCGAGCGAGUCCAGGAGGCCACAGACGGGAUUCCCUUGGCCGGGAAUCACAUCCGGGUCUCCUUCUGCGCCCCGGGACCCCCCGGCAGGAGCACCCUGGCUGCCCUCAUCGCUGCCCAGGCCACGGCCCUGAACCGCGGGAAGGGGCUGCUUCCCGAGCCCAGCAUCCUGCAGAUCCUGCAGAGCCUCGGGAAUCCCACGUCCCUGCAGCUCCUGCUGCCCGCCCUGCUGCACCCCGGGAAGCAGGGAAUUCUGGGAGCUGCCCCUUCCCUGCCCCUGGUGCCCAACCCGGCCCUUCCCACGGCGCUGCUCCAGCUGGCCCUGCACGGCCAUUCCCAGAAACCGGGAAUUCUGGGAGAUUCCCCGCUGGGCUCCCUCCCCCUGGGCCUGGCCCCGGCCCAGCCCCCCGGGAAGCUCCUGGGAGACAUUCCCGCAGGAGGGCCCUUGCCGGGGGACCUGGCGCAGGGACACGGCAAAUCCCCCCGGGAUUCCCACCGGGAAUGUGGCCCUGGCGUCGUUCCUGGCCCAGGUGGGGGCGGAGCGGGACAAACUGGGAUCGGGAUCGGGAUCAUCCGGGACCCCCCUGGGAGCCCCCCCCCGGGCUGGGACACGUCGGAGCCGUUCCCAAAUCCAAGCAGGGAGAGGUGUCCCCGCUGGGGGGGCCCCCCCCAAGGAAUUCCAGCUGCCCCUGAACCCCUUCCUGAACCUGCGGAGCCUCCUGCCCGGCCCAGGAGCCGCUUCCAAAGGGUUCCAGGGCAAACCCAGUGCCCUGGGGGGGCCCCCCGCCCCCCCCCCGGAUCCCCUCCAGCGCCCCCCCCCUGCUGCCCCCCCCCCUCCGGAGACGCCUUCGGAUUCGACUUCCAGCCGGAUUUGGGCUCCAGGAUUUUCCCCCAACCCCGAGACCCCUCCGGGCCCCUCCUGGGGGGCUUCGGGCCCAGCAGGAACAAGGUCUCGUCCCCCUCCCCUGGCUUUGACAGGGGGGUUUUGGGGCCCCCCCUGCCCCCCUUUUUCUCGGGCUCCCCCAGUUCCUGCUUCUCCAGCGGGAUCCAGGCCGGGCUCAAGCAGAGCCACCUCAGCAAGCCCCUCGGGAUCCCCCCGAAUUCCCCGGAGCCCGUCCUGCCCUUGGGACCCUCCACCCCCCACCCCAAGGUGGCCCCGGGGGGGCACAAACGCCCCUUUUCCCACCUUCUGCCGUCGCCGGAGCCGAGUCCCGAGGGUUGUUACGUGGGACAACAUUCCCAGGGGCUGGGGGGCCACUACGCCGACUCCCACCUCAAGAGGAAGAGGAUCUUCUAGGGGAGACCCCCCGAAAACCACCCCCAAAAAACACCCCCCAAAAAACCCCCCCAAAAACCCCAAA
Molecule: messenger RNA, 1470 nt
Organism: Corapipo altera (White-ruffed manakin)
Lineage: Eukaryota; Metazoa; Chordata; Aves; Passeriformes; Pipridae
Product: ribonucleoprotein PTB-binding 1-like
Exons: 11
Molecular function (GO): nucleic acid binding
Source: RefSeq, a predicted model, not a curated record